AUGACGGAACGUCCAGCUAAACGACGCCGUGUUGAACUCUCGCUCGAUGAUAAACUCAAAAUAAUUAAAAGUUUCGAAAGUGUACCUAAACCAACGUUAAGAUCUUUGAGUGAAAAGUUUAGUAUUGGCAAAUCAACAGUUGGAGAUAUCAUCAAAAAACGAGAGGUUUAUAAGGCAGAGUUUGAAAAGAAUAUUAGCGGGAAUAAACGGCGGUUUAAUAACGCAUGUAAAUUUGAUAAGCUCAAUGAACUGGUAUGGCAGUGGUUCUGUCAAGCUCACGCUAAAAACAUCCCGAUUUCUGGUCCCAUCAUCCAAGAGAAGGCCAGUGAAUUUGCCAAGGAACUUGCAGUUGCAGAUUUCAAGGGCUCGAAUGACUGGCUGGACAGGUGGAAGUGCAGGUGGAAGUGCAGGUAUUCUGUGAAAUGUUUCCAGGUCAGUGGUGAGAGUGCUGGAGUGGACGUGGCGGUGGUGGAAGACUGUGAUGAAACAGGCGUGGGGACGAAAUACCCAAUGACGGAAGCGACAACGAAUCCGAACAAGAUGUAUCUGUUCCGGGAAACGAUCUCGGCUAUCCUGACGUGUUGA
This is a messenger RNA of Gigantopelta aegis, 585 nucleotides long. Its product is annotated as major centromere autoantigen B-like. The transcript has a single exon. Gene Ontology annotation, molecular function: DNA binding. The coding region runs from base 1 to 585 and encodes 194 amino acids. Gene Ontology annotation, cellular component: nucleus. Lineage: Eukaryota; Metazoa; Mollusca; Gastropoda; Neomphalida; Peltospiridae. The record is from RefSeq and is a predicted model, not a curated record.